Amphiprion ocellaris (clown anemonefish) is the source of this 6075-nucleotide messenger RNA. RefSeq names its product actin filament associated protein 1 (gene afap1). The record is from RefSeq and is a predicted model, not a curated record. The coding region runs from base 216 to 2681 and encodes 821 amino acids. The transcript is spliced from 18 exons. Gene Ontology annotation, molecular function: SH3 domain binding; SH2 domain binding. Gene Ontology annotation, cellular component: cytosol. NCBI's taxonomy places the organism in Eukaryota, Metazoa, Chordata, Actinopteri, Pomacentridae.
GGAGAAGCAGAGGGGAGGAGUAAAGAAGGGGAGAAGGAGGAUCCGGGGAAAAAGUUUGAACGGAAUAGAGAGACGUUUGAGUGGCCGGCUCGGUUAGAAGAGAAAAGAGCGGAGGAAGAAGACGACAGCGUGUGUUUUCUGACUUGGAUUUGCUUUAAAAACCCGCUGCCGGGGAGCCACUGCCGUCGGUCGGAUUAGAUGAGUUUGACUUCACGAUGAGGAGCGACCCUGUUCUGUUCGCUUCCAGCAGGGCGAUGGAGGAGCUGGUGUGUGAGCUUCGUCUGUUCCUGGACCUGCUGGACAGGGAGUACCUGAGCGCCGGGGUCCGAGAGAAGAAGACACACCUCUCCAACAUCCUGCACAGAGUCCUUGCAGACAAAGAACCUUCAUUCAAGUCAGAGAUCCACAGUGGUCUUCCAGCCCCACCUCAGAUGCCCUUACCAGAAAUCCCUCAUCCCUGGCUGCCUCCAAACAAUGACCCUCCUCCGCUGCCCAGCUCCUCUCUGCCAGAAGGUUACUACGAGGAAGCAGUUCCUUUAAGUCCUGGGAAGGCUCCUGAAUACAUCACCUCCAACUAUGACUCGGACGCCAUGAGCAGCUCCUACGAGUCAUACGACGAGGAAGAGGAGGACGGGAAGGGUCAGAAGAUGCGCCACCAGUGGCCGUCCGAGGAAGCGUCCAUGGAUCUGGUGAAGGACGCCCGGAUUUGUGCGUUCCUGCUGCGCAAGAAACGAUUUGGCCAGUGGACCAAACUCCUCUGUGUCAUCAAGGACAACAAACUGCUGUGUUACAAAUCCUCCAAAGACCACACCCCUCAGAUGGAGCUCACACUAUCAGGUUGCAGCAUCACUCACGUCCCCAAAGACGGCAAGAAGAAGAAGCAUGAGCUGAAGAUCGUCCACCAGGGGGCGGACGCCUUGGUGCUGGCGGUACAGAGCAAAGAACAGGCCGAGGAGUGGCUCAAGGUGAUGAGAGAGGUGUGCGUUAAUGGGAGCGUAGACUUGGACGGAGCUGGAUCUGGAUCGCCGGUGCACAAGCCUGAACUGGAAAAGAAGGCAUCGAGUGACAGGCCGAGCUCAGACGGUGAAGCAACCCACGAAAAUGGACACAGCGACUGCAAGGAUCAAGGAAAGGGAAAGAAGAACUCAAAGUCAGAGCAGAAGUCUGGGACCGUGGGGAAGGGAGCAGGCAAAAAGAUCACUAAGAUCAUCGGGCUGGGGAAGAAGAAGCCAUCCAUGGAUGAACAGACGUCGUCCGCUGAAGAAGACGUACCCACAUGUGGCUACCUGAACGUGCUCUCCAACAACCGUUGGCGGGAGCGCUGGUGCCGCCUCAGAGACAACCAGCUGCUCCUCCACAAGGACCGGGACGACUUAAAGAGCCACAUCGCCUCUCUGCCCCUCCGAGGCUGCGAGGUCAACCCCGGCCUCGACCACAAGCACCCCUUUGCCUUCCGCCUGCUUCGUAACGGCCAAGAAGUGGCCGUCCUGGAGGCCUCCUCCUCUGAGGAGAUGGGUCGUUGGUUGGGGGUUUUACUGGCAGAGACCAGCUCCACCACCGACCCAGCCACCUUGCACUACGACUACAUCGAUGUGGAGACCACGGCCAACGUCAUCCAGCUGGCCAAGCAGUCCUUCUGUUUCACCAGUAAGCGUGCCGUCUCUCCUAACCCGUACCUGGACAACCCAGUCAACGGCUACGCCUGCCCCACUGGUAUGGCGCUGCACUACGACGAUGUCCCCAUCAACGGAAUGGAGCCGGUGCUGUACUCCAGUCCCAGCACUGGGGGGCGCCAGCUGAAAGACGAGGUGCAAUAUGAGAACGCUGACCUCUAUGAGAACAUGCCCUCACCCAAGCUGGCCACCCGCUACCCUCCCAAGCAAUCUUCUGCUUCUAAGUCCUCUUCCUCCACUUCUACUGGUCACUACAAAACCCCUGUUUCUAAAGUCUCUUCUAAGUUCCUCACUGCUGAUUCUAAAACUAAAGAUGCUGCUCAGCUAAAGGGAAAGAAGGGAGCAACAACCAAUGGGGUGGCAUCAAAACAGAAGGCAGAUCCGAAGAAUCAGUCCAAGAAGAAUGGAUUCAGUGGGACAAAUGGGACGGCGUCUCUCAAACGCAACAGCUCCACAGAUGCAGAGCAGUGCAAGUACGGGAAGAACCGCGUGGAGGCUGAUGCCAAGCGACUGCAGGCCAAGGAGGAAGAGCUGAUGAAGAAGAAGCAGGAGAUCAGGAACCAUCUGACCCAGCUCAAGAAGGAGAGGAGAGACCUGCGCACGGCUGUGGAGGCUGCUGCUGGCAAACGUUCGCAAGCCUCUCUGUCGGAGCGACUGAAGAAGGUGGAGGAUGAUUGCAGGCAAAAGGAGGAGGAGAGGGUGAACCUGGAGCUGGAGCUAACAGAGGUGAAGGAGAGCCUGAAGAAAGCACUGAGCGGAGGCGUCACCUUGGGCCUCACCAUCGAACCGAAAGCUGGCUCCUCCGGCCUCCAGUCGCCAGCAGUGUUGCGGCGGACGCAGGAGUCUUCUCCCUUCUCCAGCUGCGACACCAGCGACACCGAGUCGUGCUCUCUGCCGGUCAAUAGCGCUUCACUGCUCCGCCGGCAGCAGGGCAGCCAGAAGGCCUCAACGGUCCGGGGACACGUCCUCAGGAAGGCUAAGGAAUGGGAGCAGAAGAACGGCACAUAAACUGCUCAAGGCCUCGUAGCAGUCUUCCUUUCAUUCCUUUUUUCUGUUGGAGAAAUUGUGUAUAUAUUUAUUUAAAACUGUUCAUACAGUCAGAGAGCAUGCUGAGGAGGACACAAGCGUAGCAUUCAUACAACAAAACGAGUGGCUGGUUUUUGUAUACUCCAAAUACCACAACAUACAUAGCAACCUCUUUUAAACUUUUAUACUAUUGGGCAUGCUUAGUGUACUAAGUUGUGCAACUUGUGUUGUCCGCUGUAAUUUCUUUACAAACAACUACCGGUCUGUUUUUUUUCUCCCAAAGUCUGUUGCAGCAGUUUGAGUUAAAAAAAAAAAAAAAAGGUCAAAACCAAGUAUUUAUUUGUAAAUGUUUAAAGGAAAUACUAGCUUCCCUUUGUUUAUUUAUGUUGAUAUAUUUAAAGUAUUUUUGUAGAAUUUGUGGCUCUCCAUACAAUCCUGUUUCCUACAACAUUACCGAUGGUCAUUUGUAGAAGUAAAAUCUAUCACGGUCAGAAUAGUCGUAACACAUACCAGCUGGGCAACAGUGCAGCUCCUCUUACGGAUAUUUAAAGAAGCAACAAUUAUUCUUCCUUUGUGAGUAUUAGAUGUGUUGGAAAGUGAGUGCAGACGGUCCGUUAUUGUUUGGACAAUUUAAGGGUAUUUUCACAUAAAGGUGAUAAACAGAAUCAAAGUCUGGCUAUAAAUCCAUUAUAAAGAACUCUUGAUAGAAAUGAUGAAUUUGAGCCAUAGAGAAAUUUUAAUUAUGUAGCAACAUUUAUGAAAAAUGUGACAGAAAAUGGCAAGAAACAUGAAGAAAGACUUAGAAAAACAACAAAUAAAACCUUGACAUAUGGGUCAUUCCAGAAUUGGAGGACAUUUUACGUCCCACCCAUCAAAUUUCAAAUAAUCCAUGUUCAAAAUUCAAGGGGUCCUUGGUUUAUGACGUAUGGCCUUGUGUCAGAACUGGUUACGUGAAAGUAGUUGGCAAGCGGAGCGGACAAAUAUGUCAUGACACGGCGUCCUAAGACGGCUUUGUUUAUAUUCUCCGGUUGUACGCCACCUUGGAUUGCGCUACAUUCACUAACUUUUUGUCCUUCAUUAUGGCUCCCAAGCACAAGUCAGACUCUUCUGAAAUGCUCAAAUUGUAAAAAUAGUGCAACAUAUUCAGUUAUCUUCUUGUAAAAUGGUUCAUACAUGCAUAAAAGUCAUUGGUAUUCAUGACUUUUCCGAAGAACUGAUCGAUGUAGUGAUGCACGUAACGGCUUUGUUUACAUUUUUGCCAGAGUUCCGACUUACGGCAAAAAUCGACUUACGACGAUCCGUAGGAACAGAACUCCGGCAUAAGACUUCUCCUGAGACCAAAUCUAGAAAAACUAGGAGUUUGGAAUUAUUGAAUGUUAGAAAAUAAUUUUUUUUAAGAGACCAAAUAAGUCUGGAGUUCCCUCUGUAAUGCAGUUUUUCUCUUGUCCCAUGCCCAGAUGGCCAAAUUAAAUAUAACAGUUAAAAAGAGAUUUAAACCUCCUUUUUCUGGUAUAAUUUUUUUUCAUUGAUGUCUCUGGUAAUUGUGGAAACAUUCUUUUUAAUCAACAUAUUAUUUUAAAUAAUAAUUAUUAUGCAUGGAACCAAUUAGCAUAACCUUCUUAGCUGGUAGAAGAAGAAAAUAGUGAAUCACAUGAUACGCUAGAAUUAACAUCAUCAAAUAUUUUUCCUGAAGAAUGGGCAGAGCAAAGCUAUGUCCUCUCUUCUGUUUUUCAUAUUUCCAUAACGUUGUCAGCCUUGAUUGAAUGUCUCACUCUACCUCAUAUUAUCAGGAUCAGACUAAUUCUUUGGACUGUUUUCCAUCAGUCAGUUUGUCCUCUUGGUCAGCAGUAACAGCAGCUAAAUAUCUAGCUUCUACUGCUGAGAAAAAGAUCACAUUAGCAUGGAUUAGCAACCCUGUUACUGUGAUUAGAGUAGAGUUAGCAAACAACACACGGAGUAAAAAUUGUAUCAUUGAUGUGUAAGCUGAGCUAAUCAAGUCUUUGAUAGUUUAUUACUUGCUGUUGAUGAAUAUGGAGUAGAAAAUUGUAAAAGAAAAGGUUUAUUUUUCAAAAAUAUUGAAUCCCAAAUGUCCUCCAUUUCUGGAACGACCCAUAUGUGUUCAUUUACUACUACUAUGGCUUCCAUGCUGUCUGGAUGGAUUCAAAUCUGGUUUCUGAGUGGUUACAGCGAAACAAAACAAGCAGAAACUAGCUAGUGUGAACACGUUGUCUGAUUAGUGAUAACCAGUUGCCACAGAUUUGGGAGUAGGUAACCGCAAAAAACGCGUGAAAGCAAAGUAUUUUAAGCUAGUAAAUGAUACCCACCUGCACUCAAGUAAAACCCAUCAUUCUCAUUUUUAGCUGCCAAUAUGCAAAGUUUCACAGUGCAGAUUUAACUACAUCUUCCUAAUGGAGUAAUUGUGCUUCUUUAUUUAGACUUGUAGUGUGUUGAUGGAUGGCUGUCAUUAGGCUGCAGUGGGCCUCCAGCAGGGUGUAUGUUACCGCUUGGAAAGUGGGGCAGGUCAGGCUCGGGCGUGGCCGCCCUUAGAUUUGGCGCUCCGAGUCGGGAAAACUCAGAAACCCCAGCCGACGUGGCUGAUGUUAGUCUCUCAUCCAAGAGCCUCAGUCCAGCUCCUCUAAUCACACCACUGGUCUACUGUAGCCCUGUGAUCUGUCGGAGUGUGUGUCUGUGUGUGUGUGUUAGUGUGCAUGUGUGUGCGUGUGUGUGUGCUCAAAUGUCUCCAAGGCACAUUCCAAACCCUUCAACAAUACACUGACUGAAAUAGAGGCACUUGCUGUAAACUCAAAUUGCUGUGGGUUCUGCUAAAUCAAAGACUGUGACUUCGACUUUCAAAUUGCUACAUUCGCACUCACUCAUCAAUAUCACAUGUUUAUGGUGCUUUUUUGAUAAUGGCUUUACGUUCCACUGCCUAAGCUUUGCUGCCAUGUAGAUACAGUUAAGUCUAGAAGGUGCUGUAUUGGGAUCGUUGACAAAAUGUUAAAAUACACACAGUUUGAACGUCAGUGAUCCGCGGUCAUGUAAAUAUUUUCUAUUUCCUGCCUGCUUUCAGAUUAAUAUCCCACUAGUCUGCGAGCUACAGCAUGUUGGCAUGAAGCCUGGGCCGCAGGGGAGUUUUAUCUACAAGUAUUUAGUUCUACCAGAGCGGGAUGUCAGUAAAUGUGAACCUGCUGUACAUAGCUUGGCAUUGUGGGAAGAGGUUGGGCGGGAGGAGGGUUGGUUUGAGGGGUCGACAGCUCCAUGCAUCAGUGUUUGUUUUUGCACCUUAUACGUUUUCUACUCUGUUGUAUAUCUCAGACAGUCUCCACCUCAGAGACAAACAUGCUUGUACAUAAAUGAAUAAACUUCCUGACAAACA